AUGCCCGCGAAGCGAAAACACUCGCAAAUCGAAAUCGAAGAGGGGGAACUGAGUCAAGACAAUGAUCAGCGCGACUUGCCGAUUAUUAUGGCCCCGAAACGAAAGCGAAUCGAGUGCGAAGGAGGUCAAGAAGACCAUAAGUGCGCGAUUCCAACAACGGCACCAACCCAAGAAUACAACCAAUCCGUGCCCCUCGAACUUACUGAACUUGGUCAAGACAGCCACAGCCGCCCACUGGCAUCGCCGCUAAACGACAACGAUGAGGGAGCUAUCACCAACCAUGACUCGGAUGAGGAGGAACUUGAAGAAAAAGGUCAACAACAGUUGGCAAAGCCGUUAGAAAUGAGAGACCGCGCUCGUAUGACCAUCCCUGCCCAUGCCCGGGUCCCACGAGUUCCUCCCGGCUGGACGAACGACUGGAUGAAAGUUGAGGAAGAUGACAACAGCGAUGGAGAGAAUAGUGGGGAAGAGAGUGAAGACGACGAGAGCAGUGGCGAGGAUGGAAACAACGAGAGUAGUGGCGAGGAGGAUAAAGAUGACGAAACUUGA
Mycena indigotica is the source of this 549-nucleotide messenger RNA. RefSeq lists its product as uncharacterized. NCBI's taxonomy places the organism in Eukaryota, Fungi, Basidiomycota, Agaricomycetes, Agaricales, Mycenaceae. Bases 1 to 549 code for a protein of 182 amino acids. The transcript has 3 exons. The record is from RefSeq and is a predicted model, not a curated record.